This is a messenger RNA of Synchiropus splendidus (mandarinfish), 1957 nucleotides long. RefSeq names its product ankyrin repeat and SOCS box containing 1 (gene asb1). The record is from RefSeq and is a predicted model, not a curated record. The transcript has 5 exons. The coding region runs from base 131 to 1183 and encodes 350 amino acids. Lineage: Eukaryota; Metazoa; Chordata; Actinopteri; Syngnathiformes; Callionymidae. Gene Ontology annotation, biological process: intracellular signal transduction; protein ubiquitination. Gene Ontology annotation, cellular component: ubiquitin ligase complex. Gene Ontology annotation, molecular function: protein binding.
GUGACGCAUGAUUCGACUCUCCACGCCCGAACUUGUUUGUUUUGAUUCUUGCUCGCCUCGGAAAUCAACGCCACGUCUCUGCUGAAGAACAAGUGGUGCGUGACUCAGUCACGCGUGUCGUCUCAGCAACAUGGCGGACGCACCACGGGCGGAAGCCGAGCUGCCGCCGACUCUCAUGUUCCCUCCGCUCAUCACCGUCUCUGACCUGCCCACCCCCACCGCAGCAGGACAUAACUUGAAGGAGUGGCUGCAGGACCAGUUCUCCGACAAACCUCUGGAGCAGGAUGACAUUCGGCUGCACAAUGCAGCGUACGUGGGAGAUCUGGAGACGCUGAGGAGCCUGCUGGAGGAAGACGACUUCAGGCAUCGCAUCGAUGAGAAGUCCGUGUGGUGCUGCGGCUGCCUGCCCUGCACGCCGCUGCGGAUCGCUGCCACUGCCGGACACGCGGCCUGUGUGGCCUACCUGAUCGCCCAGGGGGCUCAGGUGGACAUGGUGGACGUCAAAGGUCAGACAGCUCUCUAUGUCGCUGUCGUCAACGGGCACUUGGAUUGCGUUCGGAUUCUCCUUGAGGCCGGCGCCAACCCCAACGGGAGCCGGCACCACCGGAGCACGCCACUGUACCACGCUGCACGGGUUGGACGGCUGGACAUCCUGCAGGAGCUCAUCAGGUUCAGUGCUGAUGUGGACAUGGAUCAUCAGUUGGGUCCCAGAAUCCUCUUCAGCGCGCGGACACUCAACACUCUGGUGGUGUGUCCGCUCUACAUCAGCGCUGCCUACCACCACCUCCACUGCUUCCAGGCUCUGCUGCAGGCUGGUGCUCAGCCGGACUUUAACUACACUGGACCCGUUUGCCACGAGGCUCUGACGCGCGGCUUGGCCUCCUGCCUGCUGGACGCCGUCCUGAGGCACGGAUGUGAGGUGGCCUUCGUCCACCUACUUCUGGACCACGGGGCCAACCCAGCAUUCGUCCACUGGGAUGAGUCGGAGCUGGAGACGUCAAACCGCAGCAAGGUGGAUCCGGAGGCACUCGCUGUGUUCUUGGAAGCAAAAAAACGCCCGCACAGGCUGACCCACUUGUGUCGAAUCAAGAUCCGCAGAGUGAUGGGGAAGAAGCGUCUGAACCACAUAUCCUCACUGCCGCUCCCAGUGCCCAUCAAGAACUUCCUGCUCCACCACAACUAGGCCGCACCUUCUUCUUCAUCCCGUCCGCAGCACCCAUCACCGGACUGAAUGUUUUGUGAAUAAAUAACUUAUUAUUUUCUUAUAGUAAAGGCACAUCUUGGUAUUCAGGGUGAGCUACACGGCAGAGCGCAAACAUCUGUAAAUAGCCAACUUUUACAAACAAGACAGUCAUUUCUGUUGUGAAAGUGCAUAGAUGAGUAACUGCUGAUUCUGUUUGGCCACAUUGAAGCUUUAUUUAUGACCUCAAAGUAAAAAUGCUGUUCCCUCAGUGGAUUUUUGUCUCUCAUGGACUUCAUCCCCGCAGAGAGCUCUGACUCGCACUUGUGGUUUCCCCGCUCUGCUCACCAUCUCUCUAAGUGCAUGUGACAGAAUUAUUCUUUCUCUCUCCCUCGCAACUCCUUCCAAGUCCUGCUCAACGUCCAAACUGGAGAGGAAAUCUCUGAAGUUCGGUCAAAUGCAGUGCAAGAGAAAUCACCUCUGUCAGUGUUGGAGAUACAUGAAGUCCAAAUGAGCAGCAUGUGAUGUUCCACUUCUUCAGGACUCAAUCUGAUCAAAGUGGCUCUGAAGUGAUGGUCUUUUUGUCUGAUGGCUUGAAUUCUGCUUUUCGUUCCCUCUGAAGAGGAUGGAUUUCUGAGGACCAGGUUUUGCUGCUUACUUGUUGUCCUCCAGGUGUGAGAAUAGCUCCACAACUUCAGGGCAGGUUGGAAGUGAAGUUAUUGAAGAAAUAUUAGAAAUAAUGUGAAUAAAUGAUAAUUUAGUCAUAUUCUCGAUAUC